Messenger RNA from Tarenaya hassleriana, 840 nucleotides. Its product is annotated as mitochondrial import inner membrane translocase subunit TIM22-4. Gene Ontology annotation, molecular function: transmembrane protein transporter activity. Gene Ontology annotation, biological process: protein insertion into mitochondrial inner membrane. Gene Ontology annotation, cellular component: TIM22 mitochondrial import inner membrane insertion complex. The record is from RefSeq and is a predicted model, not a curated record. Bases 118 to 624 code for a protein of 168 amino acids. The transcript is spliced from 4 exons. Lineage: Eukaryota; Viridiplantae; Streptophyta; Magnoliopsida; Brassicales; Cleomaceae.
GAUCGAGCAGUUUCUUGAGGCGGCUUAAACCCUAAACCUCUAUAAAAAUCCAGGCCAAGUUUUACAUUUUGAUGAAUCUUCUUCUUCUUCUCAGAUUUUCAUCGCAGCAUCGUUGAAAUGGCGGAUACGGGUACUGAUCCGAUCAAUGGAUCCCCAGAAUCCGGUAAUAAUCCGGACCAGAUUCAGCCGAUCCGUAUGCCCACCAUGGAAGAGAUUCGAGCCCAGGAGGUUUGGAACAAUUGUGCUGUUCGUAGCGUAGCUAGUGGCGUCAUGGGAGGAGGGCUUGGCUUGAUGAUGGGUCUGUUCCUGGGUGCAUUGGAUAAUCCCAUAAUGCAAGAAGAGAUGACUGCAAGGCAGCAGUUCAUAUACCAGGCGAGGCAAAUGGGCCAGAGGAGUUGGAGCUCGGCAAAAACAUUCGCAGUUAUGGGUCUAAUUUUCUCUGCUGCAGAGUGCGUAGUCGAGAAGGCAAGGGCUAAGCAUGACACCACGAAUACCGUUGUCGCUGGGUGUGUGACGGGCGGCGCAAUGUCCGCCAAAGGUGGGCCGAAAGCAGCAUGUGUAGGGUGUGCGGGUUUUGCAGCAUUCUCUGUAGUCAUAGAGAAGUUCUUUGACAGCCAUAGCUGAUAAAGCAUCUAACAAGCAGAGCACACUUCUCCAUUGGAGACACAGAGAAAGGGGAAUUGUAUUGAUGGGAAUCUAUUCAAUUGCUGUCAUUAUUUUUGUUAUAGGGUUGUGUAGCCAAUAGACAGGACAGGUUACAUGAACUGCUCUGUAGUUACUUCUGUUUGAUUCUUUAUGAGAUCUGAUCCACUAUUCAUAAGUGGGCAUUCCUCUUUGGAA